CUCUUCAUUCAAAUCAAACCCCAAACAACACUCCUUCGUGUUUCUUGCUCCUUCUCUUUCUCUCUGGGAAGACACACAGAAUCUCAAAACCAUCUCUCAGAUCAGAGUAUUUUGUUUUUAUCCUCUCUCCGACCUUCACUUCUCAUCCCAUGGACGCCGCCACUGAUGCUUGCUGCUCCACCCAGCUCAUCGACGGUGACGGCGGCUUCAACGUCUCCGGCCUCGAUCACUUCAUCAGGAACGUCAAGCUUGCAGCUUGCGGACUUUCCUAUGCCGUCGUUGCAAUCAUGGGUCCUCAGAGUAGCGGGAAGAGCACCUUAAUGAACCAUCUUUUCCACACAAGCUUCAGGGAGAUGGAUGCUUUCAAAGGAAGAUCUCAAACAACUAAGGGCAUUUGGAUAGCAAAGUGUGUGGGGAUUGAACCUUGCACAAUUGCUAUGGAUUUAGAGGGUACUGAUGGAAGGGAGAGGGGCGAGGAUGAUACUGCUUUUGAGAAACAGAGUGCUCUUUUUGCUUUGGCAAUAUCAGAUAUUGUUCUGAUUAAUAUGUGGUGUCAUGAUAUUGGUCGGGAGCAAGCAGCCAAUAAACCACUUUUAAAAACAGUUUUUCAGGUCAUGAUGCGUCUAUUCAGUCCCCGCAAGACAACAUUGCUUUUUGUUAUACGUGAUAAAACAAGGACCCCACUUGAAAAUUUGGAGCCUAUUCUAAGAGAAGAUAUUCAAAAGAUUUGGGAUGCAGUUCCAAAACCCCAAGCUCAUAAACAUACUCCUCUCAGUGAAUUUUUCAAUGUGGAGGUUACCGCUUUGUCAAGCUAUGAAGACAAGGAAGAAAAGUUCAAAGAGGAGGUCGCACAACUACGGCAGCGUUUCUUCCAUUCUAUAGCUCCUGGAGGUCUUGCUGGUGACCGACGUGGUGUUGUGCCUGCUUCUGCCUUUUCUAUUAGUGCACAGCAAAUAUGGAAAGUCAUCCGAGAGAACAAGGACCUUGAUCUUCCGGCUCAUAAGGUAAUGGUUGCAACUGUGCGUUGUGAAGAGAUUGCUGAUGAAAAGCUUAGCUGCUUACGCUCUGAUGAGGGUUGGUUGGAAUUGGAGGAAGCUGUUAAAUCAGGUCCAGUACGAGGUUUUGGGGAAAAGCUGAGCUCCAUUAUUGAUGCCUAUCUUUCACAAUAUGAUGAGGAGGCAAUAUUCUUUGAUGAAUCUGUGAGAAAUGCAAAACGAAAGCAAUUAGAAUCCAAGGCAUUGGAUUUUGUAUACCCUGCUUAUACAACAUUGCUGGGGCACCUACGUUCUAAAGCUGUAGAUGAUUUUAAGGCUAAGCUAGAGCAAUCACUGAACAACGGAGAAGGAUUUGCUUCAUCUGUUCGCAUGUGGACUGAGUCUAUUAUGCUAGAGUUUGAAAAAGGAUCUGCUGAUGCUGCUGUGAGACAGGCUAGUUGGAGUGCAUCAAAAGUCAUAGACAAACUGCAUCGCGAUAUUGAGUCACAUGCUUCAUCUGUGCGUGACACAAAGUUAUCAGAAAUAACAACUAAAUUUGAGAAACAAUUGGCUAAGGCCCUGAUUGAGCCAGUGGAGUCAUUAUUUGAAGCUGGUGGAAAAGACACUUGGGUUUCAAUAAGGAAGCUUCUUAAACGUGAGACUGAAGCUGCCGUAUCAGAACUUUCAGCUUGUAUUUCUGGUUUUGAAUUGGACGAAGAAACAGUUGAAAGAAUGCAACAAAGCUUAAGGGACUAUGCAAAACAAAUAGUGGAAAAUAAAGCAAAAGAAGAGUCGGGAAAGAUUCUGAUUCGCAUGAAGGAUAGAUUCUCUACUGUGUUCAAUCAUGAUGCUGAUUCACUCCCUAGAGUGUGGACUGGGAAAGAAGAUAUCAGAGCUAUUACUAGGGAUGCUCGCUCUGCGUCGCUGAAGCUUCUAUCAGAUAUGGCUGCUAUACGCUUGGAGGAUGAGAAGCCAGAUCGCAUUGAAAAUGUACUUCAGUCAUCUCUCAUUGAUAGACCUGCUGGUGCAAUAUCUUCCCAAAAUAGAAUCGAAGGGCCUACAGAUCCACUGGCUUCAAGCACGUGGGAGGAGGUUCACCCAAAAGACACACUUAUCACUCCGGUGCAGUGCAAGUCCUUGUGGAGACAGUUCCAGGGAGAAACUGAAUAUACAGUUACCCAGGCUAUUUCAGCUCAGGAGGCCUACAAGAGGAGUAACAAUUGGCUACCUCCUCCAUGGGCAAUAAUGGCUAUGGUCAUCCUUGGUUUUAAUGAAUUUAUGCUGCUCCUAAAAAAUCCUCUUUACCUGAUGAUUAUAUUUGUUGCCUAUCUAAUCGGGAAGGCCCUUUGGGUACAAAUGGACAUAGCUGGCGAAUUUCGGCAUGGCGCGCUUCCUGGUCUUCUAUCCCUUUCGUCGAAGUUUGUGCCGACAGUUAUGAACAUUCUUAAACGUCUCGCUGAAGAAGCUCAGGCGAACUCGAGACCUGGAGGGUCAGAAUCACAAAAUGCAAAUGCUCCGGUAUCAAGAAAUCAAAUGCAAAAUUCUGAGAGAGUAUCAAGCACGCGCUCCAAUUCUUCUGUAUCCAGUGUUGGCUCAUCUGGCGUUGAUCAAGAAUACUCAUCACCAAACUUGUCUCAAAGACGAAGAACAAACCUUCCAGAAGCUGAAUUUUCUUGAGGGUUAUGGUUAUAGCAUUCAAAUAGGAUCCAUGUAUCAGUUACGUUUGCUUUCCAGUAUCAGUUUUGCAUUUUAUUUUAUUUUAUUUUUUGGGUAUACACUAUACAGCAUCAGUUUUUUGUUUACUUUAUCUACGUUACUCUUCCUUUCUAUUAAUAUUUAUGCGUUAUAGCUUGUAAUUAUCUGAAAAUAUAUGAAGGGGAGGAACCCCUAUUGGGGUUCAAGUUCAACUAUUCAAUAA
Messenger RNA from Arachis duranensis, 2892 nucleotides. RefSeq names its product protein ROOT HAIR DEFECTIVE 3 homolog 2. The record is from RefSeq and is a predicted model, not a curated record. Gene Ontology annotation, biological process: endoplasmic reticulum membrane fusion. Gene Ontology annotation, molecular function: GTP binding; GTPase activity. The coding region runs from base 150 to 2651 and encodes 833 amino acids. Gene Ontology annotation, cellular component: endoplasmic reticulum. NCBI's taxonomy places the organism in Eukaryota, Viridiplantae, Streptophyta, Magnoliopsida, Fabales, Fabaceae. The transcript is spliced from 22 exons.